GGCACCAGCCUCGCGGGGCCCAUGAGCAGUGGCUAGUGCCAGCCCGGGCUCCUUCCCUCUCCGGCUCCUCUCUGGAUUACCCGCCGCUGCUGGAGUUGCCACCACAGAAGAGCUCCAUGGCAGGAUCUUGUGAGAUCAGCAACAUCUUCUCCAACUACAUCAGCGCCAUGUACCAGCCCGACGAGGUGCAGCCAAGCUUGGACAUGCUGGGACAGCUUGGGGAUGACAGCAACCUGGGGCUUAGCCUGCCAGCCAGCCAGCCCCCAGCACAGAGCACAGACAAGCCCGAGUGGUUCAGUGAGCUCCCGUACUUCUGGACCAAGGUGCAGGUGCUGGAGUGGAUCAGCUACCAUGUGGAGAAGAACAAGUACGAUGCCAGCUCCAUCGACUUCUCCUGCUGCAACAUGGACGGGCACACGCUGUGCCACUGCAGCAGGGACCAGAUGCGCCUCAUCUUCGGGCCCCUGGGGGAUGAGCUCUACGACCGCCUGCACGAGAUCAGUGAGUGCACCUCUGAUGAGCUGAACUGGAUCAUUGAUUUGCUGGAAAAAGAGGAUGCAUCUUCCCAGACCUUCCUGAACUCCAGUCAGCUGGAGCUGGGAAAUUCCUGCGCCAAGGACUCCCUGGAGGACUUAAAGCCCACAAACCCUUUCACAGACUUCACCUGCUUGCCUGGUUCCAUGUCCCCAGGCAGCUCUGAUGUCUCAGGUCAGUGGCCUGUGAUGUCCCACAGCCCCAACUCUCAAGACUCCGGUGGAAGUGACCUCGACCUCGACCCUGCAGAAUCAAAGCUCUUCCCUGAUGACCACUUUCCAGGCAGCAAAAAAGGGGACAGCAAACAUGGCAAGCGGAAACGGGGACGGCCCCGAAAACUCAGCAAGGACAGCAGAGACUGCCUGGAGAACAGGAAGAGCAAGCACUCCCCAAGAGGUACCCACCUGUGGGAGUUCAUCCGGGACAUCCUGAUCCACCCCGAGCUGAACAAGGGGCUGAUGAAGUGGGAGGACCGACAGGAGGGCGUCUUCAAGUUCCUGCGCUCGGAAGCAGUGGCUCAGCUCUGGGGCCAGAAGAAGAAAAACAGCAGCAUGACCUACGAGAAGCUGAGCAGAGCCAUGCGAUACUACUACAAACGAGAGAUCCUGGAGAGAGUCGAUGGACGACGGCUGGUGUACAAGUUUGGGAAGAACUCCAGCGGCUGGAAGGAAGAGGAGGUGCUCAACAGGAACAAGGAGCUGUAGGAGUCCUGGAUGAACCAGGGUCUGACAAGCCCCUCAGGGCCAGCCCUGAGCUGGGCUCCUUGACAGGAAACUUUGCCUGCAGCUGUAUGUGGAAGCUGCUGGCCCAUGCAGCGUGUGGAAUUCUGAGCCUCACAUGGGCACGCUCGUGUGUGCGGGUGACUGCCAGCACCGACGUGUUCAGAGCCCAUCUUUUGGCUCCAGUAGGUUAUUGCAAACUGUGACUCCCUUGCUGGAUCCGUACCUCCAGUUGGAGCCGUUGGGACUGUGGCUGUUUCAAAGCCUGAACAGAUGCAAGGGGGAAGAGAAUUUCAAGCCCCACUGUGAGAGCCCAGCAGGUCUCCUGCUAUCACCCACCUCCUGCCUGGG
Molecule: messenger RNA, 1604 nt
Organism: Onychostruthus taczanowskii (white-rumped snowfinch)
Lineage: Eukaryota; Metazoa; Chordata; Aves; Passeriformes; Passeridae
Gene: ELF3
Product: E74 like ETS transcription factor 3
Exons: 9
Coding region: 117-1238 (373 amino acids)
Biological process (GO): regulation of transcription by RNA polymerase II; cell differentiation
Cellular component (GO): nucleus
Molecular function (GO): sequence-specific DNA binding; DNA-binding transcription factor activity, RNA polymerase II-specific
Source: RefSeq, a predicted model, not a curated record